CUCUUCCACCUCGUGGGAAGAGGAGUAUAUUAUGCCUCUCUGCCGCCUCUCUCAAUUCUCGUUUCUUCUCCUUUUUUCCUCAGGGUCGCUGCGCUUCACUCAUUAACAUUCAAUUCUUUUCUUUUUCCUCAACAAGAGCUGUGCUCUGUUGCUUCGAUUCAUUGAAACCUCUGCUUGAUUAACCAUUCCUUAACUUUCUUAUCUACUUCUUCGCUUUUCUUCUUCUUCUUUCACUUAUACACAGUCAUUCAAAAUGAAGCCUUCUUCAGUCCUUCUUCUCACUGCCGCUGGCCUGGCAACAGCUCUUCCGGCUCAGCCUGUCGUUGCUCGUUCGGAGAUCCAGGCUGCUCCCGCUGCUCGAUCUUUCCUUGAGCGCGCCGUUGAUGUCAUCUUCGCAAGAGACUUGGUUGCCCUGAAUGCCAACACUGCAUCUCCACCUGCUGAUGAUGCCGCUGCUGACAAGAAGAAGGGGGCGGCUGCUACUACUGCCGCUGCCGCUGCUACCACGAGUGCUGCCGCUGCCGCUCCUCCUGCUGCUACCACCGCUGCUGCGGCUGCUCCUCCUCCUCCUGCUGCUACCGAUGCUGCUGCCGCUCCUCCUCCUCCUGCUGCUACCGAUGCUGCUGCCGCUCCUCCUCCCCCUCCUGCUGGUAACGGCACUGCCUCAGCAGGUAACGAUGGCAAGGGCAAAGGCAAGGACAAAGGCAAGGACAAGGGCAAGGGCAAGGACAAGGGCAAGGGCAAGGACAAGGGCGGCAACAACAAUAACAACAACAACAAGAACGGCCUUGGUGAUGCCAUCAGCGGCGCUCUCUCCCAGCUCGGCUUGGAUGGCGUCCUGAACGUUGGCUCGAUCAACAAGCUCAAUGGCGGUCAACAAAUCCAGCUGCUCUCUCAAAUCGUCGCCCUCCAGACACUGGCUGAUUUGCAAAUGGUCACCUCCAAGCAAGUCAUCGUGGCGCUGAACCAGGGCUUCAAGAGCAACGGCCUCAACAUUGUCAUCAACGGGUAAACAAGAAUGAAAGAGAAUAUAUAUAUAUGUGUGUUGGAGUGAAGGAAAAACGAAACGAAACGAAUUGGGAUAUGAAUAAGGGCGUUGAGAUGGUUGAUCUGGCGCUCCUCAUAUAAACGCGGAGGGAGUAUGUAGAUCGUGAUAAAUACCUCGGGAAAAA
This is a messenger RNA of Trichoderma asperellum CBS 433.97, 1172 nucleotides long. RefSeq lists its product as uncharacterized. The record is from RefSeq and is a predicted model, not a curated record. Lineage: Eukaryota; Fungi; Ascomycota; Sordariomycetes; Hypocreales; Hypocreaceae.